UGUAACUCGAAGACAAUUUUCAAAUACGAUUGAAAAUUUCUCUGUGAUAGCACGAUAGAUAGACCGUACAGCUCAGUCUCAACGAUGUUCUGAGCUUUCGACCGAGGAAGAAGCCGCCUUUAUACAAAAGCAAAGCGUACCAAUGACGUAAUUUACGCUUAUAGUUUCCGCUUAAAAUUCUAACGGGUAAUCUAUUUUCGAUUCGCCGUUGUGCGAGAAGGAAACGGCGCUACGUGAAAUCUUGUCCUAAGCCUAAACGCAAAAAGAUUGCAAAUAAAUAGAGAGGAUUUUCCAAUCUUAAGUUUUACGUAGAAGAGUAUAGAGUAUAAUAUCGAAGGAUUAAAAUUGAUUUAUAGUUCGUGCUACUUAUUCGUUGCCAGUGAUACAUUACUGUAGACAUUUGGAUUUGACGUUUCAUAUACAACAUGCCGAGUAAUAAAUUUGCGAACUUAUUAUCGUUCGCAUGUUCUCUCGUCUCUCCUUUCAAUGCGAGUUUAAAUAAGCUCCGUGGGGAAGGAGAAUACUAUAAAUCCAAAAUCGUUCAGCGAGAGAAAACUUCUUUUCUUUUAAAUAAUUAUAUUAUUUCGUUAGAGUAGAUUGUCAUUUACGAUCACAUAAGUGUAAUUUAAUCAUUCGUUCGUUCGGACAGGAGAAUAAUUUCGGCACGAAGUUGAGCCGUUUUUCAUGAUCAAACUUGUUCAGUGUCAGAUUUUGCAGGCUAUAUGUGAAUGAAGUAAAUCUGGGUCGAAGCAAGUUUCGUCCUUGAAUAUAGUUUUUAAAAUGAGGAAUUACUCGUUCAUCGAAUAAAAUGUAUAAACUUAAAAUGAAAAAGUUCGAAAAGAUAAGAAAGAUAGAAGAGAAAAGUUAGCAAAUGUUUUUAGGAUCGUAUUAUAGUGGAAACGUUUGGAUAUAUGAAAUGGAAGAAGGUUGAAUCAGGUGGAAUUGGUUUGGAGCCCGGUAGAACCAGGUGGAGCUUGGUGGAACCAGGUUCGAAGUGUUCGUGUAAAGGAAGGUCGUCCUACGCGGUGGUAGCUGCCGCGGCUUCGCGGAUCUAAUUCGGUCAGCUGAAAAGGGGCUUUAAAGAUUCGGUGGCACGCUUUUCUUCGACCGUGGCAUGCUCACGUUCGAUCAUCGACGGAAAUAGCGUUGGCAUUGUUCCGUUUCCCUCCAGAAACGUCUUUCAUGGCAAGGAGGUCGACUAAUUUCUACCUUUCUUCAAUGAUACGCCGUUUAACCUCUUAAAUCAUCAGCUAUGGGAUUUUAUUAUUAUUUUUCUUUUUUUCUUCUCUUUCUUUUUUUUUUCUUUUUUUUUUUUUUUUUCAAUAAGGCCAUCUUCCAUAGAAAUUAUUAUUGUUCGUGAAGUUUAUAUGAAAAAAGUAGAGGGGAAAAACAUUUUUUUCAGCCAUAGUUCUGCUUAUAAUCGUCGAAAAUAUAAUAAAAUUUUGAAGAUUCGUAGAUUCGUGUAGACGGACACCUGGCGCCCGUCUUAAUUACUUGCGUCGUCCAAGCAAGCACGCGGAAAAUCAGAUAAUUCGUGGAAUCUCUUUGCGUGUAAAGCGAGUAGACGGACACGACGAAGCGCCGAUUUAUUUUCGCUCCUAUUCCGAUAGGCCGUUGAGGAUGCGUUUAUUUUUGGCGCCAGUCAUGAAAGUACUUCGGAGCGGACGAGGAUCUUGCGGCCACUCUUUCGUCUUGUCCCGUCGCGUCGUCUUUUCUUUCCUUUCUUUUUUUCCUUUUCUCUUCUCUCCUCUCUUAUCCUCUCCUCUCUAUUCCUUCCCUCAUCUCAUUACUAAUUUCUCACGAGUAAGCAAAAAGUUGAUUCUUCGAGGAUUCCAUAAAACUCGUUUCGUUUCGUUUCAUUUCGUUUCGUCGAAGAUUUCUCUUAUUCAAUGUUAAUUGAUUUUCUUUUUUCUUUCAUUUUUGAAGGCUUCGAAGUAUUUAAUAUUUAUUUAAAAAUUGCAAAUAAUAUAAUAUGUGAAAAGGAGAUACGACGAUUUCUUCGAAGAUUUCUUAAAUCGCUUUACGUAAUUUGAUGAUUUUUUUUUUCUUUAUUCAAUGUUAAAUAAAAUAUUUUUUAGAAGGCACAAAAUGAUAUUAAUAUUUAAUAUUAUUUAAGAAAAAAAAAAAAAAAAAAAAAGGUGAAAUUAUACGCAUGAUAUAAUGUAAAAAAAAGAAAAGGUAUGAAUUUUACGAUAAUGCUAGGAUAGAAAAAUCUAAAUUAUUUCUCAAUGGGAUUCCGAAUGGUCAUAAAUAAUUACUUUUCUCCUAAAUUCGAUCGAUCAAGAGGCAUAAAUAUAGAUCAUCGAGAGUUCGAUAAGCUCGUUCGUACUCGUUUCGAUAUCUUUUUGGAUAGUAGCCAGAACAGUGUACCGCGCGCAAAGCGCGUGUCGAGGAUCCUCCUGAUGAUGAAAUCAUAAGCCAUGAGGUAAUGGAAAGAAGAUCUAUUGUAUGACGCAAAAGAAAGAGAAAAGGAUGUUAUUUAAAAAAAAAAGAAAAAAAAAAAGAAAAAAAAAAAAAAAAAAAAAAAAAAAAACCCGACUUUAAAUAUUCGAUUCGUCGAGAUUUUGCAAUCGCUUCAGGACCUUUUUAAAAUGAAAUUACAAAAAAAAACUUACGAUGGAAAUUAAAAGAUCGAUCGAUCGAUUCUUAAUCAUGUUCGUUGCGAGUGAUCGUAUUAAAGACACCAAUUUAUUCGUCCAGGGUUAUUUGUUCUAAGUAUAGAAUUUAGCCGCAUAUAGUGGAUCCACGUCGUCGCGGAGUCGACGCGACGGCGGCGGCAAGGCAGAGAGGAGAAGUCGAGCGUUCUUUGCUUUCCGCUCGCGGAAAUAAAACAGUUCUUCAUCGGAUACGCUCGCACGGAUAAGCUGUCGAUAAUCUCGGGUUUGACAACCCCUAUUCGGCUUAGCUCUCUCUCUUUCUCUCUCUCUUCCUUCCGAUCUAUCUCUUUCUUGUAUCUUCCUUUCUCUUUCAGAGCAACGAAAACUAUCCAGAGAAACUCGUGACACGAUUGGCCACGUAUAUCUGUUUGAGUUGUUAAAAAAAGAGGAACGAAAAGAGGGGGAGGAAGAAAGAGAGAGACUGAGAUAGAUAAAUAGAUAGAUAGAGAGAGAAAGAGAGAGAGAGAGAGAGAGAGUGAGAGAGAUAGACAGAGGAAGAGAGAGAGAGAGAGAGAGAGAAAGAGAGAGAACGAGAGGAGUAUCAGAAAACGUGAUCGGAGAGACGAAUACGUGGUCCGUGUUACGUAGUGGACAUAAACCAAGUCUAGCGUGGGUGUCUUCUGCUUCUCAAGGAUUACGUAAUCUCGUCUCUUUCUUUUGCUUACGUCAGCUAUCUUGAAGAUCGCGGACGACGAAGACGAUGAACGAAAAGGACCUUCCGUUUCGUCUAUAUCGGUCUUAUCUUUGGAUAAUUUAUCAAAGAAAAAUCAUCGAAUUUACGAUGCCAUGUGAUCGAUCCGUUUUGAAAAAUACAUUGAUACGUAUUUUCAGAGUUAUUAUAUUUUCCUGAAAAAUCUAGAUGAUCUUUCUUGUGAUCACGAUUGGAACGGCUAAGAUCGAGCAACGAACGAACGAGUUCUUCUCUUCGAUCGAAGACGAUUUAUCUGAAGCUGAAUACUUCUUUAGCCAGAAAUUAGUUGGAGAACGGGCAUCGAUGUUAAAAGGAACGAACGACCGUGUGCCAAUAAAAUGAUACACGACUUGAUCUUUCGCGGAGUGUUUAACCGAUUUUAACCUCGUUGUGCAAGAACUCCUCGUAUAUAAAGGAUUUUAUUGAGAAAUCUCGCUUUUGCAUUUGAUCUUUAUUGUAGUAAGAGAUCGGUUAAAGAGUAAACGUUACGACGAUCGAAGAUAUCGAUAUCUGAAUGGCGAGGCACGUUCGAAACAAUUAAUUCAAUCGAAGAUCGAACGGAGAAAAUUCGUCGGAAAAAUGGGUUUGCUUUUGUCGGUGCUCGUUGGUUGCGUUGGAGUCCUUGAAUUGUUAACGUGCCUUAAUCGAGUAUCCCAUCGUUCGAUCACUUGGAUCGAUCCACCGACAACAUGUCUGUCUUAUCACGAUCGUCCUCAAGGUGGAUUCACAAUACAUGAUUCUUUAUGUGGUAUUGGUCAUUCGAGAGAUCUUGAUUUAUCCUCUGGCGCCAAGUACAAGUUGGAAAAUCUUCAUGAAUAUAGUUUGAGAAUACGAAGCGAACUUCGAUCCAAGGAUCAAACUUUCGAUGGCAAUACUCUUACCGAUUGUAGUACUACGGAUCUUUUGGCUAGAUCGGAAUCAAAAAUUGAUCCCGAUUUCGAAAGUCUCUCGAAAGAGUUCGGCGAAUCUACUGAGAUUAUUACAUCUACGCUCGCGGAAAAAUCAGAAGAAUAUUUUAGAGUACCGACGCCGAUAUCGAUUAUUGCUACUACUCGAAAAUCGGAAUCGGAAUUGAGCAACGAAUCCGACAUAUCCUUCGACGAGGAUAUUUUGGAAAAGCGUGUAAAAACGAAAACGUUCGAUGUUUCGCUAGUUCGAGAUACAACAAGGUACGAAGAAUCUCCCUUAUCUGGAAAUGAAUCCGAUUAUGAAGACACAUCGAUAUUAAAAAAAUUAAUUCAAAGGUCAAAAUCACCGGAUGUUUCCAAAAAAUUUGAUAGCAUAGAAUCGUCAAAAAUUGAUACGGAAGUCGAUAAAAAUCGACAAUUGUUAAAAAGAUCUAAAAUCAAGCCAUCGACGACAAUCGUUCGAAAAGCAACGAGAUUGAAAUCGAAGAAUGCGAGGAUUAGCAAAUCCGCGGAAAAUCUUAGUACAAAGAAAUCUAAGAGACAACGCGAACCAGAGAGACGUAAAUCAGAUAUAUCUGUACAAACGUCACGUAAUAUUUUCAAAGACGAAUGGACGAACACGUCUCCUCCGGGAAGUCCGAGUUUAUCCAGAUCUGAAAGCAGGGCUAGUGUUUCUGUUCAAGUACAAACUAGUUUUGAGGAGAGACCAUUCGUUGAAAAACUCGAAACUGUGGAACUCCAAGUGGAGAAUCCUGCGUUGGGUUUAUCCGAAAGUAAACGAGACUUAUAUUCUCGUGAGAAACGUGCUAAAAGUUCUUUCAAACGUAGAAGAUUUCGAUCAGCUUCAACCGAGACUACAAGUACCGACGAUUGUGCCGAUCCUCAUGUCAUCGAAUAUGCUAUUGCUUCCGUGGAGAGGUCAUAUAAUCAGGAUCAUUCGAACUCCUUGAAAAUAUCCACUUUUGAGGAAGCUAGUAGAAACGAUUAUGGGAGGGUCAGGGACAUCAUUUUUGAGACAGAGUCGACAACCCGAAACGAUGGAGGAAGGGAGAAGAAGGAACCAGUAUUAUUCUUCAAGUCGAUGUCCUCUUUCGAGGACGACGAGGAAUACGUCAGCGCGGAAGAUGUGAGUUCCAUCCACGGAAAAGGACACAUUGAAUACACCACACCUGACACCGAUCGGAACAAAGCUUUCUGGAAAAGUUGCACCCGGCACACUGCACCGAGGAUUGGUAGGAGCGUCCGGCCAGUGAAGGAAGAGGAGGAAGAGGAAGAGGAAGAGGAGAAGGAGGGAAAGGUGUCCGAAAGAGAGGAGGGAAGAGCGCGGUGUUUCUGGAGUCGUCGGGACGCCGAAAAUAGCGUCCCGAUAUGAUGACGCCCGGAGCAGACCGAUCCUAGAUUUCAGUCAGUUCGCAAGCUCGAAAGCUGCUGGGCACAACGAGCGAUCCCGCGACUCGCGACUUUCGAUUUAAAUUUUCGAUCGAUACGAAGAAAACAAUUUUUCUUUUUCCUACUCUACGACGUUGUCUUCCCUCGUUUUCGAGACUUUCAUCUCGCUCUCUAUAUCUAUCUCUAUAUUUAUCUUUAUUUAAUAUCAUAUCUUUAUAAAAACUCGUUCGCGUUCAAUCUCGCACGAGUUUUUGUUGGGAAGUUUUUAAGGAAAGAAUUAAAACACAGAGAUAGAAAAAAAGAGGAGAAGAAAAGA
Vespa velutina is the source of this 5961-nucleotide messenger RNA. RefSeq lists its product as uncharacterized. NCBI's taxonomy places the organism in Eukaryota, Metazoa, Arthropoda, Insecta, Hymenoptera, Vespidae. The transcript is spliced from 2 exons. The record is from RefSeq and is a predicted model, not a curated record. The coding region runs from base 3928 to 5628 and encodes 566 amino acids.